UCACGGGAUCGGGAGUCACGAACUUCGGCAGGAUUAGCCCUCGCUCCGCCUCGGCGCCUCGCAGCCAAUCGAAGCGCAACAGGGGCCGGGCUUCGGCAAGCCGGGCACAUUUAGAGCAAAGCCCCCGGCCCGAAACCAGCCAGAGCAGGGGCCAGCCGAGGAGGGUGUUGUUCUCGGGGCCGACAAGGUGGGUUUGCAAGCGCCGGCGGGUCGCCAAGAGCCUCCAUUUCGCUCCUCUCCGCGGGCUAUUUUUGCGUAAUGGCUGAGCGCUGGGUCUCCAGCAUCCCUCGCCGCCUCCCCGGUCCCUGUUGCUAACGGGGGCCUGGGGAGAAGAAGGGGGCUCCUUUGGCUGCCCCUCUGAUGCUCGGAGCCACUCGGGUUCCUUCUCCCCGGUGGAGAAAGGAAUCCGGGAGGCGCCGCUGCCCGUUUAACGGGGUGUUUUUGUGUGUAUCUUUAUCGGCGAGCGAAGGGCAAGGAGGCGCCUGGGCGCUCGGCUGAGCUUACGUCUUUUUCCCUGGGUGGCCGGCGCUCCGAUGAGCCCCCUUGCCCAUCUUUUAGAAGUGGGAGUAGCGGGGAUUUGGGGCGCGCCCAACUUGCUUGUGCGCGUUUUCUAGGGCGCACCCAGCUGGGGUUGGCGCGACCCUUCCUUCCCAGCUGGCUGCUGCGCGGGUCCUUCUCUCCCUUCGAGGCAGCCCAGCGCUGGGAUUUCUCAUCUUCUCCUGGGUUGAGGGAUUUCCCCCUUUUCUGAACUAGACCGCCGCGCGCUCCUGCUCCAGCGCCGUCCUCCCCCAAGCGAUUUGGCUCCGGAUCAGCAGCCAAACGGGCUUGUUUACACUGGGCCCGGCGCCUGAGCGCCCUCCCCCCUCGGCCGCCUAUCAUGUGAGGGGCGCUCGCGUGUCUGUUUACUGGAGCGGGGUCACGUGCUGGGUUUGGGCUUUUUUCUUUUUUUUUGCAAGGACCCCCCCCUUCACCCCCCCUUGGUACUCCGCCCCAGACUGGGAUGUCGGGAGAGCGGAAGUGAUUCCUGGAAAAUGCCUGAUGACUCAUAUCGGUAUCCAGGGAGGCUUCUGAAAGCGCCAGCUAUUAAAAUGCUUACAGAUCCCUCCUGUUUUUCUUCAGCCUUCGACAAGGGCUUUGAGAAAAGUACAUUUGGGGAGGGGGGGGGAAGGUCGCUGUCUUAGUUAUCUAACCUUCAAAGGAAAAAUCUGUUUGUAAAGCAGCUAAUCUAAUUCACUCCUAUUGAAUAUUUGUGCGGUGGGUGGGGGUUGUAAUAAUAAAGUAUAGGAUUGUUAGAGAUGUGAUUUGUGGACAUCUGGCAGAAUUGGGGAACCUAGGCUUAGUUGUUGCUUGAACAGGCCUUUCAUAUACAGUGGUACCUCGGCUUAAGUACUUAAUUCGUUCCAGAGGUCCGUUCUUAACCUGAAGCACCACUUUAGCUAAUGGGGCCUCCUGCUACCGCUGUGCCACCGGAGCCCGAUUUCUGUUCUCAUCCUGAAGCAAAGUUCUUAACCUGAAGCACUUUCUGGGUUAGCGGAGUCUGUAACCUGAAGCGUAUGUAACCUGAGGUACCACUGUAUCUCAUUUAGUUAGUUUCUGGUGCUAGUUUUGCACUUGCCCCAGAACCACGAUCUGAAACACGUUGUAUAUACAUACUAGGUGCCUUGUGUGGUAGCGCUGUGGUGCAUUUAUACCAAAACUUUAAACAAGUAAUUUAUUCUCACUUCAGUGAAUUUCAUUUCUGUAUAGUUUGCAUGGCCUCAUCAGAGGGGUUUAAACUGUUUCUGUCUAUUGGUUCGUCACUGUAAGUGAAGGAGAGAUUCCUGUCUAAUCAGAUCUUUUUCUUGCCCUAUAGAGAGGUUUCACCAUGAAGUUCUAUCUGUGCGUUUUGGCCCUAAGUUUGGAGGCGUGCUUUGCCGCCCCAGGCCUGGACCCUGCUUUGGAUGAUCACUGGGGCAUGUGGAAAUCAUGGCAUAACAAGAAGUACCAUGAGGUAAGGGUCACUACAUAACUCUCAGUGUGCAUGGGCAAAAGGUGUUCAGAAAACAUGCGGUAGCAAAAGUUGUAUGAAUGGUUCAUGUAUCUGUUGGUGAAACCAUCUGCCAGCCUAGGUAUUUGGGUAUAAUUGCCACCUUAGGGGACACAAACAACACUUCAAUAAUCUGAGAGUUACUGGUAUAGCAGAUCGUAGUUAAGAACAUAAUGAACACCUUUUUAGUCCAGUAUCCUGGUCCCUCAGUGACCAACCAGAUUCCUUUGAGAAGCAGGCAAGCAGGAUCUGAAGUACUGUUCUCCCCAGUUGUGAUUCAGAGGCAUACAGCAAGCAGAGAAGUUGUACAGGUAGACUGAAGUGCUCUAGAUACUUUAUUAUCAAAUACAAAAAGAAUUUCUCAAUAUUAUUUUGCUGCUUGAAUAAGUCUCAUCUUGGGAACAAAAAAUGUAGCUUCCUUUUAUAUGGGAAUACCAAGCUAGCAAGAGUAGUCAUGUUAAGUAUGAACUACUCAAAUAUUAGGGCUAAUGUUUGAAAUGUUUUUCAUAGCAAUGGUAAGCUGCUUAGAGCAGCAAACAAAAGCUAGGCAUACUUUUCAUUGCUCGAUUCAGAUGUCAUUGCAAGCCACAUUUAAGAAGUCUGGCUUGGCAUGAUGCCUGGAUGGACAAAUCCUGAUUUGUAAUGAGCCAGUAAACCAGAACUGGAUACCAUGAUUUGGUGUGGUGCAUGACUUUACAAACCAUAGCUGCAGCAGCCUAUGGCAGUUGGAGCCAUAGCUAUACCAAAUAGAUGGGGAAACCAAAACAGGGAAGCAACCAUGGUUUGCAGGAAUAUACAGAGGUUCCAACCAUGGUUUGUCACAAACUAUGGUUUAGAACCCAAACUAUGGUCUGAUGUCUGAAUUGAGCCUAUGUCUUUAGCUGUUAGAGGAUGUUGGGUGCUCAGUUUUCCUUGUUGCUUUCUUCCCCUUUUAGAAGGAGGAAGGCUGGAGAAGAAUGAUCUGGGAGAAAAACCUGAAGAUGAUUGAAUUGCACAACCUGGACCACAGCCUGGGCAAGCACAGCUACAGACUGGGAAUGAAUCAUUUUGGAGACAUGGUACGUAAAUGCCAAGUUGCACAGCUAGCAUCUCUUGAGUAACUGCUUAGAUGGCAUGCUGACUUAUUUCCUCUUUCUUCAGACCAAUGAAGAAUUUAGGCAAGUCAUGAAUGGAUUUAAACGCUCCAAAACGGAAAGGAAGUUUUCAGGGUCACAGUUCCUUGAACCAAAUUUCUUGGAGGCGCCAAGAUCUGUUGACUGGAGGGAUAGAGGAUAUGUCACACCAGUGAAGGAUCAAGUAUGUAUCUGAUCUUCUGGGUUUUUUCUUUUCCUUUGCCUAACACAAGCAGCUUAGUCUGUGGUUGGAUUUCUAAGUGGUACUUCAGCUUCUGUAGGACUUAACAGCCAAAACAUAGCUACGUUGCCAAGAAAAAAAUAGCUCCUUUACCUUACUUUAGUUAUGGGAGGUAGCUGAAGAACCCGAGGACAAUAAGAGCCUGUUGGAUCAAGCUCCUAGGGAACUAUCCCAAUCUCAGAGUGACCAGCUAAAUGCCUGACCACAACAGCACUUUCUCUGUCCCCAGUGUAGAGCUGUCAUUCAAUAAUAUUAAUAAUAAUAAUAAUAGUAAUAAUAAUUUAUUUAUACCCUGCCCCAUCUGGCUGAGUUUCCCCAGCCACUCUGGGCGGCUUCCAAUCAAAGUUAAAAACAAUACAGCAUUAAAUAUUAAAAACUUCCCUAAACAGGGCUGCCUUAAGAUGUAUUUUAAAGAGAAGAUAGCUGCUUAUUUCCUUCACAUCUGAAGGAUGUGGGAAGGACCCUCCCACAGGGAGGGUGCCACUACCGAGAAGGCCCUCUGUCUGGUUCCCUGUAACCUCACUUCUUGCAAUGAGGGAACCGCCAGAAGGCCCUUGGCACUGGACCUCAGUGUCUGGGCUGAACGAUGGGGGUGGAGACGCUCCUUCAGGUCUACUGGGCUGAGGCCGUUUAGGGCUUUAAAGGUCAGCACCAACACUUUGAAUUGUGCUCGGAAACGUACUCAUUGAGUAUCCAUUGAGAAUUGGUUGAGGGAUGCUUGCAAUGGGGACUAAAAUACAAAGUGCAUUUUUCUUACUUGAUGCUAGUGAAAUUGAGUUGCCUUUGCACAGGGGAUGGGGACCCUCAAGCCCUGCUUUGCACCUUCCUUGGGUGUCUUUUGCCCAACUGGAAUGUGUUGAACUUGAAUAGUACCUCUAGAUUGUAUGUUUUCUGUCUAGGCCAGCCUUAGCUCCCACCUGGCUCCCUCCAUUUGUUGGUCUGCAACUCCCAUCAGUCCCAUCCAUUAAAUACUAAAUUGAGAAAAGUAGUGACUCUGCCAAAGCAGCAUUUUCUCCCACUGCUUUACUAGAAGCAUUACAGUAGCAUGUGCUGAACUUCUUCCUGGCUUUAAACCAAUGCAUUUCUCCCCAUUUGCCCUCAGGGUCAGUGUGGCUCUUGCUGGGCAUUCAGUACCACCGGAGCCCUGGAAGGACAGCACUUCCGCAAAACUGGCAAGCUGGUCUCUCUGAGUGAACAGAACCUUGUGGAUUGCUCUCGGCCAGAAGGGAACCAGGGCUGCAAUGGGGGCCUCAUGGACCAGGCUUUCCAAUACAUAAAGGACAACGGUGGCAUUGAUUCUGAGGACUCCUACCCAUACAUUGGAAAGGUGAAAUGGCUUCCUGACUGACAGCUUCUUCCUUGUCUGUUCUCUUGUCAGAUCUACCAGGUCAACAUACCUCCCAGGAAAAGAAAUUCCAAAAGUUGUGUUGGAAGAGGUUGAACCCAAGCAUACAUGGGGGUUUCACUGAGUUGUUGGCAGCCCAGCAGAUAAAAAUGGCAACUAGGCCUUUCCCUGCCCCCCUCGUUCAUCAUUGGCCUGAAUUGAUUUGAAAGACUUGAGCAAUGAUAGUGUUGUGGUUAAUUUAAUUAGGUUGCACAUGCUAGAUAACCCUUUAAAGCUCUACUUGCGCAAUGCAAGUUAAAAAUAUAACUACAGGUUUACAUUGUUGACACAUCAGUGAGUUGCUGCUGGCUAAUUAUCUCCAAGGACUAGAUAGGAUUCUUAAACAGCUGAGUGUUCCGCAGAUACCUGUAAAACUAUAUAGCUUUCAGAGUUACACUACUGAAACCAUUCUUCCACAACUUCUUAAUGGAACAUUCUGUUUUAUUUUUCUACUUGCCUCUAAUACCACUUGUUGGGUGGCAAGUCGGAUGUAAUACAACAUUAAACUACUGUUAGCUUGUUAAACUGAAUCUGAAGUUUUAACUUCAAGGCCCACCUAUGACUUGGGCAGCAAAGAAAUAAAAUUCUUAACACUUUGGAAAGGGAGAAGCUGUGGCCAUCUAGAUACUGUUACCCCCUGACCCUCCGCCAUGCUGGCUGAGUCUGUUAGUCUAGCAUUCUCCAGGGAGCCCUCGUUUUACCAUCUCUGCUGUAUACUGAGUUGCUUCAGAAAGUGUUUCUUGAAUUCAGGAGUGCCUUUCCAAUACUGCUCACCUCUGGUGCUGUUUCAUUGUGGAGAUGAAAGGACAGUUCUGUUCAGAAAAGAACUCUGUCUCUGCUAACAUUUCCCUCUUAUCCAUAGUUUUUCCCUGGCAUCAUAACUCUGUUUUGCCUGGGCAGACGUUGCAUGCAUUGUAGAGAUUCCUAGGAGUGGAAUGUGAGACUUGUCAGAAGUGCUGUGGUGGGGAAUUGAUAGAUGUGUAGGGGUUCUGUGGUCCUUCAGAUGCUGGAAUACAACUCCCAUCCCCUGACUAUUCACCCUGUUGCCUGGGGCUGAUGGGAGUUGGAAUCCAGCGAUAUCUGGAGGGACAUGGGUUUUCCACCCAUGAUGUAUGUGAAUCAGGGUUGGAAGGGACCUCAAAGGUAAUGUAGUCCAACACCCUGCUGAUGCAAGAAAUCAACUAUUCUAGCGCCCCUUGAUUUAGUCUUUGUUGAAGUAAUGACAUCUGGGAGGAGGAUGGUUUGGUCCAGUAUACCUUCUGUAAGAAGAGCAUUGUGUGUGCGUGUUAAAAUUGGCACCUCUUUCACAUGUGAAAUAUCUUUGGGUUUGGGAACAAGAGUAGUUGGGAAGACCUAGUCACAAGCUCAGAUGUGAUAUUUUCUUGUUGGGGCACAUACUUCUUGUGUCAUUUGUGGUUAUUUAAAUUUGAAUGUGUAUUUAUUUCUAUUUGGGGUUUUCUUUUCUUUUGCAUCCACCGACUUUCUGAAUUCUGAACCACAACCAACAUGACUGUUGUUCUUUCAAAGGAUGACGAAGAUUGCUUGUACAAGUCUGAAUACAACUCUGCUAACGACACCGGCUUUGUGGACAUCCCUGAAGGGCGGGAAAGAGCCCUCAUGAAGGCCGUCGCUGCAGUUGGACCAGUCUCUGUGGCGAUCGAUGCAGGACACACCUCCUUCCAGUUUUAUGAGUCAGGUGAGCAUUAGGCUAAGGGUCUGAAAGUGAUUUGUAAUGGACUUGGCUGAAUGGAGUAUUGUGCAGUUUGAUUUCAAUGUGGGCAACAAUAUUCUGGUGCGGGCUAGUCUUGGACAUCCUUAGGCCAUUUUAUCUAUGAGGCGUAGUGGGGUUCUGGGUCUUGUUCCAAUAUGCAUGGAUGGUUUUUGCAGAAGCAUUGCAAGACUCUUGCUGCUUCUGCAUAAAGAUAAGACACACCCCAUUCCUCGUAUUCUUAGUGAGUUCAUGCAGAGGUUUGGUGGGGAGAUAGCUGCCUUUUGCAAGCUGCCAAGGCUUAGAGCCCUGUGUCAGUUUCUUCCACUGGGCAAAACUAGCUUGGUGCUAACACUUUCUGGACAAGGGGCACCCAUCAACUGAGAGGGCAAGGACUUAUAGUUCAGUGGUGGUUCUGUGGUCUAAACCACCAAGCCUCUUGGGCUUGCUGAUUGGAAGGUUGGCGGUUCAAAUCCCUGCAACAGAGUGAGCUCCUGUUGGUCUGUUCCAGCUCCUGCCAACCUAGCAGUUUGAAAGCAUGCCAGUGCAAGUAGAUAAAUAGGUACUGCUGUGGCGGGAAGGUAAACGGCGUUUCCGUGUGCUCUGGCACUCAUCAUGGUCCUCUGUGCGCCUGUAGCAGUUUAGUCAUGCUGGCCACAUGACCCGAAAAACUGUCUGUGGAGAAACGCUGGCUCCCUCAGCCUGAAAGCGAGAUGAGCGCUGCAACCCCAGAGUCGCCUUUGACUGGACUUAACCGUCCAGGGGUCCUUUACCUUUAUAGUUCAGUGGUGCAGAGACUUCUGUCUGAAAAGCCCGGGCAAGCUGCCUGCAGUCAGUAUAAGGCAUUACCAAGCUACAUAGGCCACUGGCAGUUCCUAUAACUGAACAUUCAGAUGGAUAACUUGGGACCUAGUAGACGAGGAAAGGUUGCUGUUCUUCUGGAAGCUGACCCACUGUUUUUGACUCCUUCCUUUCUAGGUAUUUAUUAUGAGCCGGAGUGUAGCAGUGAAGACUUGGAUCAUGGUGUUCUUGUCGUUGGCUACGGCUUUGAGGGUGCAGAUGAAGAUGGCAAGAAAUAUUGGAUUGUGAAAAACAGGUACUGAGACUUCUUUAAUCUUUUGAUCUCUGGCAGACUUAACUGCUUCUAUAUACAAGUUUGGUUUUCUUCUGGCUGAGGUUUGGGGACAUCCAGGGACAUACUUCCCACCUGAGUCUUGGAAGUUGUACAAACCAAGAACAGCUUUUCGGUUUGAAAUCCGCUGAAUGUAUAAACUGUCCCAAAAACAGAUACGCAGGGCACUAAAUAUUCCUUCGGGCCUAAUAAUUUCUAGGCUGCCCAAACACUUUGGGCUAGUCGUAUUGCUUUUAGCCAGAGAAGCAGCCCAUCUGUUAUGCAUUCUGUGCAGGGGACAGGGUGGAGGUACAAAAGUAAAUCCUGUAACAAGAGGCAAAGUUGUAAUGUUGUGUUUUUGUUUUAUCCAGCUGGAGCGAGAAGUGGGGCCUCAAAGGCUACAUCUACAUGGCUAAAGAUCGAAAAAACCACUGUGGAAUUGCUACAGCAGCUAGCUAUCCUCUAGUAUAAUUUUGCAGAAAAAGGAGCCACUGGAACAGCCACAGCCGUUAACUUGAGGAAAUAUGAACCACUGGAAUAAGCUUUCCAGCUUGUUGGUCGCCAGACAUCUUCUGAGGCCACCAAGCAUUCCAGCUGCAGAAAGACUUUAAACUGACUAGUAUCUGUUUCUUCCAAGAUUGUUAUUUGGGUUGUUGUUUUUUUUUUAACCUUGAACCUCUCUGAUGUUUACUUGAUGGCAACAUGUGCCCCUCUUUUUUCCAAUGUUUUUUAUUACUUGAUGUAAAUGUUGCUUAUGUGCACAAGCUUGUAAUAUUGAUAGCUUGCAGACUGGCUAAACCAUGUAGAUUUUCUUUUUUUAAUUUUAUUUUUAGGCAACAACUUGCACAGAACGUUACAGCUUUUAAAAUAAAACACCAAACAUUUCAAUGUACCUAAAUGGAUUUUGUGUGCUUUCUUUUGUACAUGAACUUCACCCAGUAUCCCCCUUCUCAAUCAAAUCAAUUAGUUUUGGACCAAUUUGGUUUCUGGUGUGGUAAUAAAAGCUGCAAAAUAACAGAACAGUAGUGCAAAGCAUGUAAUGCAAUGUUUUCUGUAUGGGAUUGGAGUUGAGCUUCUCCAUCUGUAAUGAGUACCUUAAAAGAUUUCUAGCAAAAGUCAUUACAAUGCAAACCGGCUUACACCGCAAUAUAUUUGUAAUCUUGAACGUUCCACAAAGCUCCUUGGCAGCCUUUGCUGCAACAGACUUCAAAUGACUUCACAAAAGGACUAUACAAUUAAAUGCCAAGGGACCUGCUCUCUCUGCUAUGCAGAUAUAUGAAAAAAAGUUUUCCUUUGGGUGACAGUUGAAUAGGGUAUCUUUUCCAUCUGCUAAAAUGACACCUGGUCUGCAAGCAGAGCAGAGUGAACUGUACCAGCUCAGUCUGUUGGUGAGUUAUACAUUUUUUUUGAAUGCUCUGCAAGCAAGGUGAUUUGCAGUCAGUAAACCAGUAGAGCUGGAAAUCUAAAGCUGAAGAAAGCUACUGUGCAGUUUUCUGUCUUAGGAAAAAUUGUUGUGUUAACUUGGGGAAAACAGUAAAGUUGAAAUCUUACCCACAUUAUGAACUGAUGUAGGUUAUGCUACCACGUCCCGCAUGGGUAGAACAGGCCUUAGAAUGCAGAAACAAGUAAAGAACUCCACAGCGGCUUAGUAUUUUGUUUAUGAAUCUUGUGAAAUAAAAAUAAGCACCGAUUGUAAUAAAACCUCAAAGCUUUUUCC
Podarcis lilfordi (Lilford's wall lizard) is the source of this 9299-nucleotide messenger RNA. Lineage: Eukaryota; Metazoa; Chordata; Lepidosauria; Squamata; Lacertidae. The record is from the annotation of a GenBank genome assembly.